CGGAAGUGGCGUUGGAUUCCGGUGUGGGCGGGGUGGUGGUGCCGCUGGGAGCAGGGAGGCGGUGGCAGCAGCAGGAGGCCGGGGCAGCGCGGCGGCGGAACAGCGGGUGCCCGGCGGGAGGCCGGGGGGAACGGUGCCGCCAUGAAGAAGCAAUUCAACCGGAUGAAGCAGCUGGCCAACCAGACUGUCGGCAGGGCUGAGAAAACGGAGGUACUUAGUGAAGACCUGUUGCAGAUUGAGAGACGUCUUGACACUGUGAGAUCUGUUUGCCACAUUGCACAGAAGCGAUUAAUUGCAUGUUUUCAGGGCCAGCAUGGUACAGAUCCUGAUAAGAGACAUAAAAAACUUCCUCUAACAGCUCUUGCUCAAAAUAUGCAAGAAGGAUCUGUCCAGCUAAGUGAUGAAACUCUGUUGGGGAAAAUGCUAGAUACAUGUGGUGAUGCAGAGAAUAAACUGGCAAUGGAGCUCUCUCAGCAUGAAGUACAGAUUGAAAGAGAAGUUUUAGAUCCGCUGUGUCUACUAACAGAGACAGAGAUCCCAAACAUUCAGAAGCAGAGGAAACAGCUUGCAAAGCUGGUGUUGGACUGGGAUUCUGCAAGAGGAAGAUAUAAUCAAGCCCACAAGACUUCAGGAACAAAUUUUCAAGUGCAUCCUUCGAAAAUAGAAUCUCUUAAGGAAGAGAUGGAUGAAGCUGGAAAUAAAGUAGAACAAUGCAAGGAUCAACUAGCAGCAGACAUGUAUAACUUUGUGUCCAAAGAAGGGGAAUAUGCUAGAUGUUUUGUUAUGUUAUUAGAAGCACAAGCAGAUUACCAUAGAAAAGCAUUAGCAGUCAUAGAAAAGGUCCUACCCGAAAUUCAAGCCCAUCAAGACAAAUGGACUGAAAAACCAGCUUUUGGAACUCCAUUAGAAGAGCAUCUCAAGCGCAGUGGUCGUGAAAUUGCAGUCCCUAUUGAAGCCUGUGUAAUGAUGCUUUUGGAAACGGGAAUGAGAGAGGAGGGCUUAUUCAGAAUUGCUGCUGGAGCCUCCAAGUUAAAAAAGCUGAAAGCUGCCUUGGACUGUUCAACUUCCCAGCUUGAUGAAUUUUAUUCUGAUCCCCAUGCUGUUGCAGGUGCCUUGAAAUCCUAUUUGCGAGAGUUGCCAGAACCUUUAAUGACCUACAGUCUAUAUGAAGAAUGGACACAAGCUGCAAAUAUUCAGGACCAGGAUAAGAAGCUACAAGAGUUAUGGAGAAUUUGUAACCGAUUACCUAAGCAUUAUCAUGCUAAUUUCAGGUAUUUAAUCAAAUUUUUAGCAAAGCUUGCACAGAACAGCGAUGUUAACAAAAUGACACCCAGCAAUGUCGCAAUAGUCUUGGGCCCCAACUUGUUAUGGGCGAAGAAUGAAGGAUCCCUUGCUGAAAUGGCAGCAGCAACUUCAGUCCAUGUGGUAGCAGUUAUUGAGCCGAUUAUUCAGCAUGCAGACUGGUUCUUCCCUGGAGAUCAAGAUUUCAAUGUGUCUGGGGCAUUUGUUGCAAUUCCUGCUGUUAAUUCAAAUCACUUGUCACACACUGGGAACGAAUAUGAAUCUGGCACACUGGAACGGAAGAGGCCUGUUAGUAUGACUGUAAUGGAAGGAGAUUUACUGAAGAAGGAAAGCUUUGGUGUCAAGGUUAUGGACUUCCAAGCGAAUCCUCGGAGAUGUGGCACUAUAAAUAGAAAGCACACAUCCCCAGCUUUCCAGCCACCACUUCCACCCACGGAGGCUGGCGUGCUGGCUCAGUCUGGAGCGGAGCAGCACUCACAAGCUUCUGUGGCUGAAACAAGCCCAGUGGGUGCUGGUUUAGCUCUCUCUGCUGGCACAGCAGAACAGUUACAAAGUCAAGGAAAUGAGGAUGUCAGUACCUCGAAAUCUAAGGACAACACAUCUUCAGCCACUCCUCCACCCGUGAGAAAUGGUGGGCAUGUGGGCACUGUCCAGAACCAGUCAACAAGUAGUGCUAAUCAGCUUUCUGUUAAUCAGCCACAGAAUGCAGCUGGUCCCAGUCCCCAUUCAAUGAGGAGAGCCGUUAAGAAGCCUGCGCCAGCCCCUCCCAAGCCAGCCAACCCACCGCCAGGGCAGCCAGGAAGCCAAAGUUCUGCCUCAGCUGCUCAGCUACCCUCUGUCUCUCCAAAACCACCUGCUAGAAGUUCUUCUCCUCCUGCUCAACAUGCAAACCAAGGAGCAGCCCAGACCUCCACUUCCCAGGUUUCUGCACCUCGGAGAUAUUCCAGCAGCCUUUCCCCAAUACAAGCUCCCAGCCAUCCACCACCACAGCCCCCAACACAGGCUACUCCUCCACCGCAGCCCAAAUCAAACAGUCAAACAUCUCCUCCUGCUGCAGCCAGCAGUGAGCACGGACCAGAGCAGCCCUGUUACACUCCUCCGCAGACUCCAACACCACCUGAUACACCCCCUCUAGGAAAACAUAAUAAUAGCUCCCCAUCGUCACAGCCAGCUACUCAAGAAACCUCCCAGUCUCACUCUCCACCUCAGAGUGGUACACUGCCGAGGCCACGGCCGGUACCAAAACCCAGAAAUAGACCUAGUGUUCCUCCUCCGCCUCAUCCUCCUUCUCAGCUGGCUGGAGAUGGUAUUAUUGCAAAUCCCACACAGACAGCUUCCAAAAUAGUAACAGGUGGGGAUGGUUACUGCGAAUAAGCCGUGAUAGGGAGAAUGUCCAUGCCUGCAUCUGAAGUUGAAGUACACCUUUUGAACCGUACUUUAAAUAAAAGCUGAACUGUUAGGCACUGUUAGAUACCAGGGGAGUGCAGCGCCUCUGCGCCUUGGUUCUGUGCUCGUCUCUUCUGUGGUCAAGCUCAGCAUGGAACACUUUGAGUAAGGGAAAAAUGCAAGAAGAAUUUGGGAACUCACGCGAUUGCAGUUUAUUCUUCUAAGCAAUAUUGCUUCUGUUAACAGUAAAAAUGACUAAAAAUCUAAAGUUUAAAUCAACUGACUUUAAAAAUACUUAUGUUUUUAUCUGUGGUAGAAACAGUAGUUAUAGUUGGGGUAAAGGAGAGCUGCUGAUGUUAUGAAACUUGGUUUCAUGGGUUGGGGGCUUACUUUAAAUACAUGAGUGUGAGGCUAAGUGAAAAGGUUUGGGUUUAAAGUAGCUCCAGUAAUUAUUUCUUCAAAGAUCUGUUGUGAUUGUCUUGUAGAAGCCACAAGGCACUGUGCGCUAGACAUAGUCCAGUAACCAGGGCACUGACUUUCAAAAUGAGAAUGAGGGCCGGGGAGAGGAAUCUGUUUAAAAGAUUCCCCUAGAUGAUAGUGGUCAACUCAUGACAGUACUGAUGGUUUCUUUUGUGCCUUCUGGAUGAUUUCAUUCACCACUGACAAGCUAUCUUAACAGAGUAUGGUAUUCCCCAAGACUCUGACAGAAGACUUAGGAGAAAAUUUGUAGUUCACACCUCACAAGAAAACAUAAAUUCUGGAGACCACGCUCAGGCUUCAGUUCUGUGUCUGCUUUUGCCAUUUAGCUCAGAAACUUUCAACUUGAAUAUUUAUAAAAUAACUUCUGAGCUAAAUUUAAAACUUAAUGCUUGAGAUAUGAGUCAAAGUCUUCAUAGGAUGCCUAUUCCACCUAUGUUUAAAAGCAAGGUAUUUAUUUGGAUUCUUUAUUGAUUUAAGGGAUCAAGAUGAUUUUCUAUUUGGAACAGCUGCUGGGUUGCAGUAGGUGAUGUUGUGGCAUAUUAUAAAUUAGCUUUCCAAAAUACUGACUUAAUAUUUUCAGUUAUGUUUUUUGAACUGUUAUGGAUUUUUCUGGUCUUUUAACUACCAGUGCAGUCAGUCACCAGAAGUGCAACAUUUUGAGGUCCUUCUUGGACACCUUGGCUUGAACAAAAUUCUCCUCCCCUCAGAAGAGGCAAAGAACAUGAUGUUAUACACAGUAAAAGGGUUUAGUCUGCAUUUUAUAUAAAUAAUUUCUUCCUCUUCUUGUGACCGUACCUCCUUUUGACACCAUACAUGUUGUUAUUGCCCCCGAAGGUCAUAGGUGGUGGUGAGCUGGCUGAUGGUUUAGGUGCCCAAUUUUUUGGCUGUUUUGAUGUGAAACUCUGGAGUAAUGUUACCGCUCUUAAGGGGCAUGGAGGAAGAGAUGUUUUUCUUUUAUUAUGUACAAGACUAAAAAAGGGUAUGUAGGAGAAGCAAAUCAAAAACAUUUUAGAUUGGCUUAGCUUUUUUGUGUCCAUGUGUGCAUGUGCACAUACGUGCCAGCCCUCUGUUUGAAAAGCCUUUGUUGAUCUUUCCUUUCCCUUUUCUUUCUAAGGAAGUGCACCAGAAAUACACUAGUGAAUGAGAUGUCACUGUCCAGACUGCUAAACUUGCUAUUCCAUUUUUUGUGCAGACUCUAAUUCGAGUAUUCAAGAACCACUUCAAAACCCUUCUUCAGAGCUUCUUACAGAGACAGCGAGCAAAGAACUGCACAACCACCUCAUGCUUGAUAUUGACAAUGAUACGGAAAGCACUGCUCUGUAAAGGAAACUCUCAAACUUUUUAAAGUUCCUCUCCGGGUGGGAAAACUAACAGACCUAACAGUGAAAAGCUUCUUUUGACGAUAUGGCAAAACUGUGUAGAGUUGUGACUUGUGCAUCACGGAGAAGGUGAUUUAGCCAUUCAGAAGAAGUUUAAUGAUCUGUGUCUCAACAGUGGUUUUCUUGGAUGGAAGGAAUUACUGCAGAAACUUGCAUAGGAAGUAUAAUUGCUGCUAAUACAGAUGGUAUUAGUAGAAAUUCCAAAAGAAUAAGCAGCAGAACAUUAGUUAUUUAAAGUGCAUGUAUUAUGGAAAUAAUCUUUUUAAAUGUCACGGUUAGACUUUUAUUUCUAGUUCUUAGAUAUUACAAGGAGAUGCCUUGCAAGAGACAUUCCCUCACUGAUUUGCUGCAGAUUCUUUUUAAAACAUGAACCAAAAAAUGCCAGAGUGCUGGUGGUGACUGCUGGUUAUCAGUUGCCUUGUCAAAACUGUGGAUGUAUUCUAGUGCCUUGAAGGACUGUCAUACUGUAGAAGGAAACUUACUGUAUCUCUAAUCAUUUCAUUGCUACUUAAUGAUCAGUACUUAAUACUUAUUUCAUAGUUAUUUGUAUUAACCAAGCCUGCUUUUGUUUAUGUGAAACUUGCAACUCUAUUUCAAGACAAAACUGUGGAAGUAUGUUUUGUGCUUUCAUUGAAAACGGCUGAAUUUUGAAAGAACUUUGAAACAGCUGUUUGGAUUCGUCAGUUGGGUGAACAUUUAUAAAAUUAAAGAUUGUCUUUUGUCAGCUUAA
Messenger RNA from Grus americana (Whooping crane), 5277 nucleotides. RefSeq names its product Rho GTPase activating protein 17 (gene ARHGAP17). The transcript has 21 exons. Gene Ontology annotation, molecular function: GTPase activator activity; protein binding. Gene Ontology annotation, cellular component: intracellular anatomical structure; cytosol; cytoplasm. Gene Ontology annotation, biological process: signal transduction; positive regulation of GTPase activity; regulation of actin cytoskeleton organization. The record is from RefSeq and is a predicted model, not a curated record. The coding region runs from base 142 to 2676 and encodes 844 amino acids. NCBI's taxonomy places the organism in Eukaryota, Metazoa, Chordata, Aves, Gruiformes, Gruidae.